AUGAUGGAGAGGAUAAGAAAAGAGAUGAUUCUGAUGGAACGAGGGCUACACAGCCCUGUUGCCGGAAAGAGGCUCUCAAAUCUGUCGGACUCGGCUGGUAACACGGUGCUAGAGGCCCUGGAAAAUUCCCAGCACAGUGGUCGCCUGAGCCCGAGACUAACCUCCGCCUCACUGCACGGGAGUCUCGGGGAUAUCCCGACCAAAGGAAAAUUCGAAAUCGACAGUUUGUUCGCUCCACACCACAACGACAACACCUCAUCAGCGGAGAUCUCUUCCUCAGAAAACAGGAAGAAAAUGAGCCUAUAUCCAGAAGUUUCUCCAGACUCCGAUAUUAACAGUGAUGUUGAAGUAGGAUGUCCAUCGCAUCGCUCCCCGAGCAGCCAACACAAGGAAAACAAUAAAGGGUUUUCAGACAGUAAUUCUGGGACCUCCAACACAAGUUCAUCCUCUAUGUCCAACAUGAACGGCAACUCAAUGGGCUCCAACAGUUCCAACUCGGACCAAGUAAGAAGGUACCGCACAGCAUUUACAAGGGAACAGAUCGGCAGACUGGAGAAGGAGUUUUACAGGGAAAAUUAUGUCUCAAGACCCAGAAGAUGUGAAUUGGCUGCAGCGUUGAAUUUACCCGAAACUACAAUUAAGGUAUGGUUCCAGAACAGGCGGAUGAAAGAUAAAAGGCAGCGACUGGCAAUGUCCUGGCCACAUCCAGCAGACCCCAGUUUCUACACCUAUAUGAUGACGCACGCCGCAGCCACCGGAAGUCUGCCAUACCCUUUCCAUUCCCACAUGCCUCUACACUACUAUCCGCAUGUUGGCGUCACAGCAGCAGCCGCGGCUGCCGCUGCCAGUGGGGCCGCCUCGUCACCUUUUGCUACCUCCAUCCGGCCUCUCGAUACUUUCCGUGCGCUCUCUCAUCCGUACUCGCGGCCAGAGCUGCUGUGUAGCUUCCGGCACCCAGGACUGUACCAGUCACCUGCAGGCCUCAAUAGCUCAGCGGCAGCAUCAGCGGCGGCAGCAGCAGCAGCGGCGGCCGCGGCAGUCAGUGCGCCCUCGGCCGCCGGGCCCUGCUCAUGUCUCAGUUGCCACAGCAGCCAAGCGGCCAGUGCCCUGGGCUCAAGAGGCCCCAGCUCUGACUUCACCUGCACUGCGGCCGGCCAGAGGUCCGAGAGCGGAUUUCUGCCAUACUCUGCUGCGGUGCUGAGCAAAACCUCAGUUCCAUCGCCAGAUCAGAGAGAAGAGAGCUCUCUUAAUAGAUAA
Molecule: messenger RNA, 1257 nt
Organism: Sardina pilchardus (European sardine)
Lineage: Eukaryota; Metazoa; Chordata; Actinopteri; Clupeiformes; Clupeidae
Gene: evx2
Product: even-skipped homeobox 2
Exons: 3
Coding region: 1-1257 (418 amino acids)
Biological process (GO): regulation of transcription by RNA polymerase II
Cellular component (GO): nucleus
Molecular function (GO): RNA polymerase II cis-regulatory region sequence-specific DNA binding; DNA-binding transcription factor activity, RNA polymerase II-specific
Source: RefSeq, a predicted model, not a curated record